GGCUCCAUGGCGGGGGUCGCGGCGCUCGCGCUCCGCCGGGCGCUGGCGUCGCUGGCGCCGCGCGGGCGGAGCCUGCCGGGCGGCCCGCGCGCCUUGCACGCGUCGGCGGCCUGCGCCAAGAACCGGGCGGCGCGGGUGCGCGUGUCCAAGGGGGAGCGCGCCGUGUCGUACGAGGAGGCGCACGCGCCGCACCACGUGGCGCACCGCAAGGGCUGGCUGUCGGCGCACACAGGUAACCUAGAUGGAGAGGACCAUGCUGCUGAGCGGACUGUGGAAGAUGUUUUCCUCCGAAAGUUCAUGAUGGGAACCUUCCCAGGCUGCUUGGCGGACCAGCUCGUUAUAAAGCGCAGAGCCAACCAGCUGGAAAUCUGUGCCCUGGUCCUUAGACAGUUGCCUGCACACAAGUUCUACUUCCUUGUGGGCUACAGUGAGACGUUGCUGUCCUACUUUUACAAGUGUCCUGUUCGCCUACACCUCCAGACUGUACCCUCAAAGGUUGUGUAUAAGUAUAUAUAAAAAGAUCGACCUUAUUUGUAUCAGCUUUGGUCUCAAAGGAUAGAAACAUGGGUAACGAGUCAAGUGAAAAUGAGGGAAGCUUGUCCAUUUGGACUACUGAGGCUUUAUUUUAAAAGCUGCUGCUUAAUAAAUAGAUUCUAUAUGAU
Molecule: messenger RNA, 662 nt
Organism: Suncus etruscus (white-toothed pygmy shrew)
Lineage: Eukaryota; Metazoa; Chordata; Mammalia; Eulipotyphla; Soricidae
Gene: MRPS24
Product: mitochondrial ribosomal protein S24
Exons: 2
Coding region: 7-516 (169 amino acids)
Biological process (GO): translation
Cellular component (GO): mitochondrion
Source: RefSeq, a predicted model, not a curated record